Cordyceps fumosorosea ARSEF 2679 is the source of this 780-nucleotide messenger RNA. RefSeq names its product tRNAHis guanylyltransferase, eukarya. The transcript is spliced from 7 exons. Bases 1 to 780 code for a protein of 259 amino acids. Gene Ontology annotation, biological process: tRNA modification. Gene Ontology annotation, molecular function: tRNA guanylyltransferase activity; magnesium ion binding. NCBI's taxonomy places the organism in Eukaryota, Fungi, Ascomycota, Sordariomycetes, Hypocreales, Cordycipitaceae. The record is from RefSeq and is a predicted model, not a curated record.
AUGGCAAAUUCAAAAUUUGAGUAUGUCCGGGAGUUUGAACAGCCAGACUCCCUACUGCGAAACACAUGGAUCGUGGUUCGUGUGGAUGGCAGAGCUUUCACCAAGAUGUGUGCAAGAUAUGGAUUCGAGAAGCCGAAUGACCGCAGAGCGCUCGAUGUCAUGAACGCAGCUGCCAAAGCUGUUGUCGCCGACCUUCCAGAAGUUACAAUUGCGUAUGGUGUCAGCGACGAGUACAGUAAACUUGUCAGCACCAUUGUGUCAACUUUCACAGCAAAUUAUGUCCACUGUUGGUCAACGUACUUCCCGGACACACCACUGUCAUUCCCCUUGCCUACAUUUGAUGGGCGCGCAGUUUGCUACCCAACCGUUCAAAAUCUGCGAGACUACAUGAGUUGGCGCCAGGCGGACUUUCAGCUUGGUGGGUUGGACAAUAAGGAAGCGGAGAAGACACUUGCGGGCACACUGGCCGCUGAUAAAAAUGAAAUUCUGUUCUCUCGCUUCAACAUCAACUAUAAUAACGAGCCCGAAAUCUUUAGAAAAGGAAGCGUCGUCUUCCGCGAUUACGAACUCGUCGACCCAGCGAGCCACAACACGGCAGAUGCAGUUGAUGAAUUAGCAGAGCCUGUUCAGCAGUCCAAGACGCAGAACGAGAACGACAAGAAACGCCGAUCCAAGGCGCGAAUCGUGGUCGAGCACUUGGAUAUUAUUCGAGAUGACUUCUGGGACCGAAGACCAUGGAUCCUCUCCAACAAACCAGGCAAAGUGCCCAAGGAAACGUAA